Molecule: messenger RNA, 874 nt
Organism: Astyanax mexicanus (Mexican tetra)
Lineage: Eukaryota; Metazoa; Chordata; Actinopteri; Characiformes; Acestrorhamphidae
Gene: ccdc12
Product: coiled-coil domain containing 12
Exons: 7
Coding region: 94-585 (163 amino acids)
Cellular component (GO): U2-type spliceosomal complex; post-mRNA release spliceosomal complex
Source: RefSeq, a predicted model, not a curated record
UGUGCUCGGCGCUCGGAGCUGGAGGCUGGGCAGGCCGGGAAGUGGAGGCUGGGAGCCGGUGGUCGUGCUGUGGUGCAGCUGCUGGUGGAGGUGAUGGAGCAGGCUGUGGGCUCUCUGCAGGAACAGGCGCUGAAGAGGAAGGAGCGGCUGAAGGCGCUGAGAGGCCGCCAGCUGCAGGGAAAAGAUCAAGCAGAUGGAGAGCCGGACAGCAAGAGAGCUCUGGACGAAACUGAAGCAGAACAGAGGCACAGAGAUCUGAAGCUGAGGAACUACACCCCAGAAGAUGAAGAACUGAAGGAAAGACAAGUUCCCAAAGCUAAACCUGCUUCAGUGGAAGAUAAAGUCAAAGACCAGCUUGAAGCUGCAAACCCUGAGCCUGUGAUAGAGGAAGUGGAUCUGGCCAACCUCGCUCCAAGAAAACCAGACUGGGAUCUGAAGAGAGACGUGGCUAAAAAACUGGAGAAACUCGAGAAAAGGACUCAGAAAGCCAUUGCUGAACUCAUACGUGAGCGGCUAAAGGGCAGUGAACAGGAGCUGGCUGGAGCUGUGGGAGCGGUCGCUGUGGAGGAGGGGGAUUCAGAUUGAGCACUUUUCGCUCAUAAAUCCAGCAGAGACACUGUUGUGAGAGUAAAUACGUUUUAUAGACGGCUGAUGAUGCUACGAAAACAUGGGUGUUGAGACGUCAGUUCUGUGUGUUAGUGAGAGAGAGCGCGAGAGAGCAAGCAUGCAAGUGUUUGUGUGUGUGUGUGUGUGAAAGAGAGCAAGCAAGAGUCAGAGAAUAAGGAUAGAGGUAUGUGUGAUGUUUAGUUAUGUGAAAUAUAAAAGCUUGUUUUCUGUUUUUGAUAUUUUUUCAUUAAAUGAAAACAUUUCUUUA